Molecule: messenger RNA, 2361 nt
Organism: Aspergillus candidus
Lineage: Eukaryota; Fungi; Ascomycota; Eurotiomycetes; Eurotiales; Aspergillaceae
Product: ubiquitin-specific protease UBP14
Exons: 6
Coding region: 1-2361 (786 amino acids)
Biological process (GO): protein deubiquitination
Molecular function (GO): cysteine-type deubiquitinase activity; protein binding; zinc ion binding
Source: RefSeq, a predicted model, not a curated record
AUGGCUUGCUUGCAUGUUAAUUCUGAUGAUUUAAAGCAGCCAUCUGCAUCCCAAGCAGUCUACAGGGAAGAUUGUACCCAGUGCUUCGAUUCUAUUGACGAUGAUUCCGGGCUCAACGUUUGUUUAACUUGCUUCAAUGGUGGCUGUACGGGAGACAGGGACCAUGCCCUUCUUCAUUUUCAACGGUUUGGCCAUCCUUUGGCUCUCAACAUCAAGAGGUCUCGGAAACCAGUCCGAAGGGAUGAACCCCCACAAAAAAUAUCCAAACUUGCAAUAGUUGCAGAAACAGAAGAUGAUCACUAUGACACACACACGCGCGUUGUGUGUUACAAAUGUUGUCAGGAUAAUGUCGAUGUUUCUAGUGGCAAACUUCCGGCUGUGGUUGACGGUGUCCUGAAUGCAAUCACGUACUCAAGGAAAGAGGAGGUCAAGGCUUGGGAGCAAGAAUUUGUCCCGUGUGAGCACACACUAUGCUUAGGUCAGGAAGAAGCCCGGGAAAUCAGGUCAAAAGACCUCAACGGUUGCUCGUUAUGUGAUCUCAAGGAGAACCUGUGGCUUUGUUUGGAGUGUGGCAAUCUUGGCUGCGGGCGCAGUCAGUUUGGAGGUGUGGGAGGAAAUUCUCACGCACUUACCCAUUCCGAAUUAACUUCACACGCAGUUGCUGUCAAGCUUGGCUCCAUAACCGCAGAUGGCACCGCUGAUGUCUUCUGCUAUAAAUGCAAUGAAGAGAGAGUCGACCCUAACCUCGCUGACCAUCUUGCUCAUUGGGGCAUUAAUCUGGCAGGCCGCGAGAAAACAGAAAAAAGCCUGACGGAAAUGCAAAUUGAACAAAAUAUGAAAUGGCAGUUUACAAUGACGUCUGAAGAUGGGCAAGAGCUCACCCCGAUUUUUGGCCCUGGUUUGACGGGUCUCAGGAACCUGGGAAACAGCUGUUACCUUUCAAGCGUGAUUCAGUGUCUAUUUGAUCUUCCCCAAUUUCAGAACAGGUAUUACCAUCCCACCCAGGAGCCGCCUUUUUCUCAACAUCCGGCGGAAGAUCUGGAGAGCCAAUUGCGAAAACUCGCAGAUGGCAUCCUUUCCGGUCGUUAUUCUCGACCCGAUCCAGAUGCCAAUGCCACUGCGGACUCUUCAGAGACUCCCAAUCAAAAAGGCUUGGUUCCAUCGAUGUUCAAGCAUCUCGUUGGUCGUGGGCAUGAGGAAUUUUCCACAAUGAGACAGCAAGAUGCAUUCGAAUUUCUUCUGCACCUCUUCAAGCUGGUAAACCAUAGCAGGUCCCUUGAAGGACUGGACAACCCUGUUGAAUCCUUCACUUUCGCCGUCGAACAGCGACUCCAGUGCUUGAAUUGCAGCAAAGUUCGAUAUAGAGUCGAUGAGCAGGACAACCUUUCCAUCCCUGUUCCUGUGCGCCGCUUCUCUACAGAAAGUGGUCCCGAAACAAACGAUCAGUUCCAGCCUGUGACCUUCAAUGAUUGUUUAGAUGCCUCCACUGCCGAUGAAGUGGUUGAACUCAGCUGUCCCUCAUGCUCUAGCAAGUCGGGAUUCUCCAAGCGUUCGUCAUUCAAGACAUUGCCUCGGAAUCUAGUUGUCAAUGCGAGGCGCUUUGAGUUGAUCAACUGGGUGCCUACGAAGUUAGAUAUUCCUGUGGAAAUUGGGGACGAACCGUUGGAUCUAGGUGGUUAUAUUUCCUCCGGCCAGAAGGAAGACGAAGAGUUACUCCCAGAUGUGGAGAACACUGAAUCGGUUUUCGCUCCUAACGAGGAAGUCCUGUGUCAGCUUCUCACCAUGGGAUUUCCGCAACCAAGAUGCGUGAAGGCACUUCAAGCCACUGGAAACUCGGACCUCGAAGCUGCAAUGAAUUGGAUUUUUGCUCAUAUGGACGACGCUGGCAUUGAUGAUCCACCUGCGACCGAAAGUGCCGGGGAAUGUGGUGAAGAGCUGCAGCAAGACUCAGCAAAAGUCUCACAAUUGGGUGAAAUGGGCAUUAAUGAGCAACAUGCUAAGAAAGCGUUAGCUGCUACAAGCGGCGAUAUCAAUAGAGCAAUUGACUGGGUGUUCAGCCAUCCGGAAGAAAUGACUGAGGUUGGAUCUGCGAAUCAUGAAUCUGAUGCACAUCAGCACAACAGUCACAGGCCCCUCAAAGGCUUCUCUACUACUCCGGCAAGAUAUCAACUCCGGUCAAUUAUUUGUCACAAAGGCUCUUCUGUGCACGCUGGGCAUUAUGUUGCUUUUGUGCGUAAAACCCUCCCUGGGCAGGAUCAGCCUACUUGGGUAAUGUUCAAUGACGAGAAAGUCGUGGCGGUCGAGGACAUACAAGAGAUGAAGAAGUUCGCUUAUUUAUACUUCCUUGUGAGGGUGGAAUGA